AUGGCUAUUGUCUUACAAUAUGUUGAUAGAAGGGGAAGUGUGAUGGAACGAUUUCUUGGUAUUGUUCAUAUUCGUGAUACUACUGCUUUGUCUUUAAAGAAUGGAAUUAUUGGUUUACUUGCUCAACAUUCUUUAAGUCAAUCUUAUAUAUGUGGACAAUGUUAUAAUGGAGCAAGUAAUAUGCAAGCAAUUACAAAUGAUCUAAAUGUUGUUUUUCAAAAGAAAGAGCAAGACAUUGCAAAUGCCAUAUUUGAUGAGUUUUAUGUUAUCCGUGGAAGAUCACGUCGUAGAAUUGCUGAGUAUACUAUUUUGCAUCACUAUCGAGCUGAAGUAUUUUAUAAGAUUAUUGAUUGGCAAUGUCAAGAACUCAAUAAUCGCUUUGAUGAGGUGACAACUGAUUUGCUUCUGGGAAUUGCUUGCUUGAAUCCAGUUGAUUCUUUUUCUAACUUUGAUAUGGAAAAAAUAUUGAGAUUGGUUGAGUUAUACCCUGAUGAUUUUGAUAAAUACUCUAUAGUUGAUCUUCGCUUUCAGCUUGAAAAUUACAUUGUUGAUGUUAGAGAUCAUGAUAAAAGGUUCUUCGGUCUUAAGGGACUUUCUAAUUUUUCCAAGAUACUCGUAGAGACGAAGAAGCACAGAACUUAUCAUCUUGUGUUUCAACUAGUUAAAUUUGCUUUACUUUUGCCGGUGGCUACUGCUACAGUUGAAAGAGUUUUCUCGGCGAUGAAGUUGAUUAAGACUGAUUUACGAAGUCAAAUGGAUGAUGAACUUUUGAGUGGUUGUUUGGUGCCUUAUAUAGAGAAAGAAAUAUUUAGUACUAUCCCCAAUGAGGCUAUUAUGAAUACAUUUCAAAAUAUGAAAACUCGUCGAGGAGAGUUGUAA
This is a messenger RNA of Solanum tuberosum (potato), 879 nucleotides long. RefSeq lists its product as uncharacterized. The record is from RefSeq and is a predicted model, not a curated record. The coding region runs from base 1 to 879 and encodes 292 amino acids. Gene Ontology annotation, molecular function: protein dimerization activity. The transcript has 3 exons. Lineage: Eukaryota; Viridiplantae; Streptophyta; Magnoliopsida; Solanales; Solanaceae.